GACCACAGAAAUCAAUGUGUUCCACUAAUUCCUGUUGGAGCGAGAUGACUAAGAGCUCAACACAUUUCACAAAAUGCAGAGAAGGAAAAAAGAGAAUCUGCUUGUCUGCAGGCUCCUGUCUCUAGUCUAGGAAACAUUAGGAACAUAACAAGUUAAAGGUUAUGCAUGCACUGCAGGCAUAACUCCAUAUUCCUCAGCCAAACUAUCUGCAAAAACAAAAAAGACAUUUACAUGUAGAGUGUCUCUGCUCUGGCUUGCAAAUUCAACAUGGCCCAGAACCUCGUGAAUCAAGUUCAAUAAAGGUAUAAGUGAGAGGGGCGGGUGUUGAUUGGUCAUACAUGGGCACAUCAGUCUGAUCUCUGCCAUCCAGGCUCUGCCUCUUCCUCUGCCCCUGCCUUUCAGAGUUCAUACCUUGUAAAAGGUGGACGGGUCAAAACUCUACUUCCCCGAGCGCCGUCCAAUAAGUAAGGGCGGUGAGGACUGCGCUGUCAUUGGCUGACUGCAGGUGAGAGUGCGAUGCGGAUUGGAGGAUGUCGGGGGACUGGGAUGAAGACCUGUGUAAGAAGGCGUUGGUGUUGGUGGAGGAGCUGUGCUUCAACUCCCCGAGAGGUUACAGCCAGAGUGAACGCUGCCAGGAGUUCAGCUAUCUGCUGAGAGGCCGCAACAGACAGCUGGACACAGAGAUCUCUGUCAGUCUGCUGUCAGUCAUUGUGACGUUCUGCGGUAUCGUCCUCCUCUCCGUCUCCCUCUUCGUCUCUUGGAAACUAUGCUGGCUCCCAUGGCGGGACAAAGAAGGCGGAGGCCUGAGCCUGACAUCGGGAUUGCUACCCGGAAGCGCUGGCAUCGGAAGCCUUGCAGGCGCUGGGGGAUCUCUAAUACCCCCGUUGCUUCAGAGGAAGGAGGGCCAUUCUUCAUCCUCACUUUACCCCUCCCUGGGCCAGCAGGGCCAGCACCACCCCCACUUCUCUGAGCUGGUGGGACUGGAGAGAGGGGAGAUGGGAGGUGUGGUUGGCGGGCCACAUGAGACCCAGGAGCACUCAUACCUGGACAUGGACUCCUAUCCCAACAAUGCUGGAACUCUGAAGCUGAGUCAAACAUCUCCCGAUGUCCCUAACUCAGAGGGUGGGGCCCAUCCCCAUAAAGACCUUCCCAAUGCUCAUUCCCAGCAGCAGGUCACCUCACGGCCCAAGCCCAUGACUCACCAGCUCUCCAGUCCUGAUUUCCAUGGUGAGGAGAAGGAGCAGGUAACCAGCAUUGGGCAGAUAAAACCAGAGCUCUACAGACCCAAGGGUGACCAGGGCGAAGGCAAACAGGGCGACACCUGUGGCAAGAUCAGCUUCCUCCUGCGCUACGCCUUCAACACGGAGCAGCUGGUGGUGAAGAUCCUGAAAGCUUUGGACCUGCCAGCGAAGGACGCCAACGGCUUCUCUGACCCGUACGUGAAGAUCUACCUACUGCCAGACAGGAAGAAGAAAUUCCAGACUAAGGUUCACAGAAAGACCUUAAACCCCGUGUUCAACGAGACGUUCCAGUUCGGCGUGCCGCUGAAUGAGCUACAUUCCAGGAAGCUGCAUUUUUCUGUGUACGACUUUGACCGCUUCUCCAGACACGACCUGAUCGGCCAGGUAGUGGUGGAUAACCUGCUGGACUUCAGCGAGGGCAGCGGGGAGACGCCCAUCUGGAGGGACAUAGUGGAGGGCACUGCGGAGAAGGCUGAUCUCGGGGAGCUUAAUUUCUCGCUGUGUUACCUGCCCACUGCAGGCAGACUCACUGUCACCAUCAUCAAGGCCACCAACCUCAAAGCCAUGGACCUGACUGGCUUCUCCGACCCGUAUGUGAAGGCCUCUCUGAUCUGUGAUGGGCGAAGGCUAAAAAAGAGGAAGACCUCCAUUAAGAAGAACACACUGAAUCCCACAUACAAUGAGGCGCUGGUGUUUGACAUUCCCAAUGAAAAUAUCGAAAGUGUAUCCAUCUUCAUUGCAGUGAUGGACUAUGACUGUAUUGGUCAUAACGAAGUUAUAGGGAUGUGUCGUGUGGGCAGUGAUGCUGAUGGUCCAGGGAGAGAGCACUGGGCAGCCAUGCUGGCCAACCCACGCAAACCAAUAGAGCACUGGCAUCAGCUUGUUGAGGAAAAAGCUGUUGGUACCUUUGUGUCGAAGAGUGCUACUACAUCCUCUCCUAAGCCACACAUUGUGGUGGACAGUCCUCACUCCGAUUAAAACUGUCAUUAUCAUCUCUCCAGCUCCAGACUUUCCUUUCUUUCUUCUCAUCUGUGAAUAAUUCUCUCCAUCAAAGAAAGAGAGACGUGGAGACACAGCUAGUGUCCAACUGCUAGUGCUGUUUUGCUCCUAAUGAAUCCUCCAAGUCCUGUGCCGUCUUAACCACGCUGGGAAGAAAAACCAUCCACCACUACCUUCACUUUGAGCAUCACAUUUACAGACAUGAACGUUACAUGAUACAGCAGGAUCUAGCAACAGAAUGCAUACACAUAACUCACACACUCUCAUACACACACAAAUACGCAGAAUUUGUGGUAUGUGCGUAGUACAUAUGUGCUUCAGAUUAGUGUAGUAUAUCAUUUAGGAGGAGUGUGAUGUGACAAACUUUUCUCUCUUGGGAAAACAAGGAAAAAAGAAAGCCAUCCUAGAAUGGUCAUUUCAACCAGGACCAAAGGUUCAUGCCCUUAUACAGACUAUAAAAGAAGAAAAUCACUACGUUGAUAUUUUUCUUUGCAGCACUGGUGUACAGUAUAUGCCACACUGUAUAGGAAAACAUCUCAUGUAGUACUAAGCAGGACAAAAUGUCCAUGGUGGAUUCUCCCGGCUAUUUUGGAUGCCUUUCCGGGCUCCGUACUCUCUGGUUUCAGACUUAUCUCACUUAAUUUUCCCAGAGGAAAGACGACCAAGCAUCUAGUGUUUUUUAUUGAUGUCAGAGGAGCAACAAAUGAGGACAGACUCAUUGGUCGAAGCACGUCACGCAACCUUGAAAUGGGUCCCUCUUCCUCAGUCUUUUUGUCAGCAUCCUCAUGGUGCUCAUCAAACUUCAACUUUUAUUUUUCCAAAUAAUGUUGCUGUUUCUUUUGUGCAAUGAAACAUACAUAUAACAUCAGGAAAGGAGUUUAUUCAUGCCUAUUUAUUACAGUGCACCGAGGAUGAGAAGGUGUGAGCUUCUGACAGGCGUGGACUGUUUGAUCGUCCCAGGUUUGCUGGCUAAACUGGCAGAUUUGAUUGAAACCUGGGUUUACUACCAGACCAGCAUCUGUUUGGAGUGCGAUCGCUGGAGGAUUGAGGGGAAAGAUUUCACUACUGUUUUAUUUUUCUAUCAUUCCAGGACUUUUUGUUUUCUUAUCUCAAGAAGUCAUCUUCAAGCUUCAACUGAGAACAUUUAAUACCACACCAUGUCCCUGAAAAGACUCUAGAAGGACACACAUGUCCAUGUUGCUUUUAUUAGUGUAUGUUUUUGUGUUUGUGGGUGUUUCUUAUUUUAUUUUAUUUUAUUUUUUUGUAUUUGUCUGUGUGUGUGUGUGUAUGCCUGUGUCACUGUGACCUUGUAUGUGGCACGUUUCUGUGCUCACCGCCUCCCUCGUCCUUCUUCCAUCUUUGCCUCCCUCAGUCCCUAAAUCCCAGCAUCUACAGACUGAAACGCUCGUCCCAGAGCCAAAUGUGUCUUCUGUCAUGUGUCUUUACAAGGAGCCAUUGUGUGUGUGUGUGUGUGUGUGUGUGUGUGUGUGUGUGUGUGUGUGUGUGUGGGUGGGUGACAGAGAGAGUACUGUAUGUGUGUAUACUAUAUGUGCCUCAUUGCACUAGGUGGGGAAACAGUGUCUUUCAUAGAUACUAGUUUGUACUGUUUGUGUCGUCUUUAAAUCAGCUGCCAAUCUUCCAACCCUCUUCACCGUUAAACCCUUUGCCUGAUGUAAGUAACUGUGUUGAUCGUGUACUUCUUUCAGUAAUUUGUGUAUAUCAGAGGAAAAAAACAGAUGGCACAGUGACUGAAAAUGAAAUUGUUGGGUAUGUUUUGAUUAAAUUUAUGAGAGGAAACACAAAAAAAGAAGAAAAGAAAACAUUUGAGACUCAUUUAUUAUGGCCUACAGAUCAUGACAAAUUUAGAUCCCCUUAAAGCAAGACAACAGGGAGGAGGUGGUGUGAGAAAACAAGCGCCUGGAGUUUCUGCACGUUCUGUGUAAACCAAUACAGACUUAUAAAGCCAUGUCUGUCAAUGCUACUACGACUACUACUCUAACCUCAGCAAAGCAGCAGUACAGCACCUCACUGUAGGUAUUUUGUAUUGCUUUCAUUUCCCUCUCAUUCUUUCACACACACACACACACACUUUUGUCAAGGUGUGUGUUUCAGGGGAGGGAUCAAGUUUUGUUCUCUCUACUUUUUAAUAAUGGUAGCACGGUCGUGCACUUGAACAGGUAUACGGGAGGCGACACAUCCUGCAUCAUACCUGCAAGCGUGUGGUUUGUCCGCAGGGGGUUAUUGAUCAGCUUGGAUGUAGUAGGUCAUUGGUCUCCAGGCCCCCGUACUUCUUUCUUCUCUCUCUCUCUUCCCCAGCCUCUCUGUGCUUGUCUACCCUGUUUAGCCUUUGUGUUACUGCCUGGUGAUAGAUUACAAAGCUCAUAGUGGAACCGGCACUUUCCCUUUUUCUCUUCCCACCUCCCGUCUGCCACCACCC
Monopterus albus (swamp eel) is the source of this 4677-nucleotide messenger RNA. It is a transcript of the gene syt3, whose product is annotated as synaptotagmin III. Bases 531 to 2219 code for a protein of 562 amino acids. The transcript has 12 exons. Gene Ontology annotation, cellular component: exocytic vesicle; plasma membrane. The record is from RefSeq and is a predicted model, not a curated record. Gene Ontology annotation, biological process: calcium-ion regulated exocytosis. NCBI's taxonomy places the organism in Eukaryota, Metazoa, Chordata, Actinopteri, Synbranchiformes, Synbranchidae. Gene Ontology annotation, molecular function: calcium ion binding; SNARE binding; clathrin binding.